Molecule: messenger RNA, 1818 nt
Organism: Corylus avellana
Lineage: Eukaryota; Viridiplantae; Streptophyta; Magnoliopsida; Fagales; Betulaceae
Product: Pathogenesis-related thaumatin superfamily protein
Source: RefSeq, a predicted model, not a curated record
AGAAAGUGACAGAGAGAUGCCAUUACAUUACAAAUUUGAUUUGGAUUUCUCCGCUACAGGGUACAUACUGGCCAGGUGCUCACUCUCCCUUCCCUCCUUCCUGGCUCUUCUCCCCAGGAUCAUCUUUGUCAGUUUAUGAGCACUGUUGUCAGCAGUCGUCACUUCUUCACUCCUUCCGGCUACCAGGCCGUAGAAUCCCCGGCAUUGUCCUCUCUCUUCUUUCUCCUCUUCCCCCCCCCCCCCCCCCCCAUCUAAUCCACAUCCCACAACCACCACACUCAACCCACUCCUAAAGAAAACUGAAAACCCAACAAAGCAAACCCAGAUGGACCACUGCUAUUGGUGCUCCACUUUCAACACUGUCACCCUUCUUCUUCUGCUUCUUACCAGUAGAGGUGUUUCAGGUGCAACAUUCACAUUUGUGAACAGGUGUGACUACACCGUGUGGCCAGGCAUUCUCGCCAAUGCAGGCAGCCCUAGGCUCGACACCACCGGAUUCGAGCUCCCCAAGGAAACCUCACGCUCCUUCCAAGCCCCUACGGGCUGGUCUGGUCGGUUCUGGGGUCGGACCGGGUGCAAUUUCGACGGAUCUGGGUCCGGGUCUUGUCUGACCGCCGACUGCGGGUCCGGCCAAGUCGAGUGCAAUGGGCUUGGAGCAGCCCCGCCCGCGACUCUAGCGGAGUUCACACUCGGGUCGGGUGGUCAGGAUUUCUAUGACGUGAGCCUGGUGGACGGGUAUAACCUGCCCAUGAUCGUGGAAGGCUCGGGCGGGGCGGGUCUCUGCGCCCCCACCGGUUGCAUCUCGGACCUGAACCAACAGUGCCCCCCGGAGCUGAGGGUCGGGAACGGAGACGCGUGCAAGAGCGCCUGCGAGGCGUUCGGGAGCCCGGAAUACUGUUGCAGCGGCGCGUACGGCUCUCCCGCCACUUGCAGGCCGUCGGUGUACUCCGAAAUGUUCAAGGCCGCGUGCCCAAAGUCGUAUAGCUACGCGUACGAUGAUGCUACGAGUACGUUCACGUGUACCGCUGCCGAUUAUACGGUGACGUUUUGCCCUUCCUCUCCAAGUCAGAAAUCUUCAAAUCCAACGCCAAUGACAUCAACAGCAUCCUCACAGGGGGGGUCCGGGUCAGAAUACUCCGUUCCUGGGACAGGUUAUUCGGUUUCUGGGUCCGGGUCCGGGUCAGUACCAGGAUCACAAUCAGGAUCUGGAUCUGAAUCUGGAUCUGGAGAAGCCAUGUUUGCAGAUGGGUCAUAUUUAGCUGGUCUAGCCAUGGGAGACUCAUCCAGAACACUCUCUCCUUCUGCUCUACAGUCUGCAUUGAUAUCCUGGGCUACUCUGUCUCUUACCCUCUCAAUGCUUUACUUGUAAGACACAGAUUCCGGCAAUUUUGUUGUUCGGCUUGUUAACAAUUUAAUUUAUGGUCUAAAUUGUUAGCGAUUCGAGCAGAAAGCGGGAAUUGCGAGAGUUUUUACGAGAACCACUUGUCUGAUUAAAUAAUUGAACAGAUAAAUCUUCUCACAGCUCUCUCAUGAUUCCUGUAUGACAGAAAAUUGCUGGAAAUUUCAAUCUUUUGCUUGGGUGUAGGCCAUCCUGCUUGACCUCAUUUCAUGGCUUUUGCUUGUGUGAGUGCAUCUUGGAUUUGCAGCCUUAGUGGGUACUGGGGUGGGGCUUUUGGCCUUUUCUCAAAAAAGCUGACAGAUUCCUCCGGAUUGUAAACCAUCCACUCCCUAGGGUUCCCCCCAAAAAUAUUCAGUGUUAUAUAUAACAUUAAAGGUGUUUGUUUUGCUAUUUAUUUAUGGAAAUAUUACAUUCAAGCU